This is a messenger RNA of Lycium ferocissimum, 1257 nucleotides long. RefSeq names its product transcription factor RHD6-like. Bases 121 to 1098 code for a protein of 325 amino acids. Gene Ontology annotation, molecular function: DNA-binding transcription factor activity, RNA polymerase II-specific; RNA polymerase II cis-regulatory region sequence-specific DNA binding; protein dimerization activity. Gene Ontology annotation, cellular component: nucleus. The transcript has 5 exons. The record is from RefSeq and is a predicted model, not a curated record. NCBI's taxonomy places the organism in Eukaryota, Viridiplantae, Streptophyta, Magnoliopsida, Solanales, Solanaceae. Gene Ontology annotation, biological process: regulation of transcription by RNA polymerase II.
ACAAUUGGACCUUUUUACUCGUACACAGAAAAAGCCAAAAAGACAAACAAAUUUAGAGUUAGCUAUAGCUAGCUAGCUUUCUUGUAUCCUUUUCUUUGGUCUAUACAAUUCUCUUAUAAUAUGUCUAUGGCACUAGCCAAAGAACAUGUUAUGAGUGACACAAAAAUGGGCUUGGUGGACACUUAUGAUCAAUAUUAUGAAGGUGAAUUUGGGAUCAAUGAUCAUUCUUCCCCAGAGUUAUAUGGGAUGAAUGAAGAACCUCCAAAGUCAAUUUUUGAAGAUGAUGAAAAUACAGGGAAAGAAAGUCCAAAUGUAGCCAAGAAUUUUGCUUUAAGCAGUUCUUCUUCACUCUCUACUAGCCCAAGCAGUUCCAAUUCUAAUGGCCAUUCUGUUAUUAACUUCAAAGGGGGUUAUGGUAAUUUUAUGCAUUCAGCAAAUGGAUCUUUGUUGAGUUUUGAGCAAAGUGAAAGAUUUUGCCCAAAUCCAAGAAUGAGUGGCAAUCAAGUGGAAUGCUCAGUUUGGGAAGAUAAUAAUUUGCACUACCAGAAUUCUCUUACUCCUAAGGGAAGUAGCAACACUAGUCCUCGAGUGAUUAAUGAGAAUUCCAAGAAUAUUCAACAAUCCAACAGCUAUGGUUCCAAUAACAAUGGAAUACCAUUUGGAUGGUUAAAUUCUGAAGCCAAUGCAAGCACCACUACUCAUGUCGAGGAAUCACGUUUCAAUAAGCGCCCCUCUACGGAAGAGAGCAUGCAAACAAAUAAGAAGCAAUGCGCUGCGGCUUCAAAGAAGGGGAAACCAAAUAAUUCUGUUGCUACAAAGGAUCCACAGAGUAUUGCAGCCAAGAAUCGCAGAGAACGGAUCAGUGAGCGGCUUAAGAUACUACAAGAACUUGUUCCCAAUGGUUCCAAGGUUGAUUUGGUCACCAUGUUAGAGAAAGCAAUCAGUUACGUCAAGUUUCUUCAAUUGCAAGUGAAGGUGUUGGCAACAGAUGAAUUUUGGCCGACACAGGGUGGAAAAGCUCCAGAUAUUUCUCAAGUAAAAGAGGCCAUUGAUGCCAUCCUUGCCACUCAACGAGACAGAAACUCAACCUCCAAGUGAUUAUAUAGUACCUGGCUAGAUUAAUCUGUUGUAGAAAAUGAAGGAAUUAAAAGGGUUUCACAAAUAAUUGAAGUAGCGCAGCAAUGGCUUCAAAGGAAAUAGAGUUCCCUUUGGAGGACUAAUAUGGUGGUGAAAAUUUAGCCUUAAUUUGUGCAUUCC